GGGGAAUAAAUUUAAAAUAGAAGAAUUUUGGUGGUGUUUUUGGUGGUGGAAUAAUAUAGUAGAAGAGUCACAACAAGAACAAGAACAACAAGAACAUUUGUUGUUAAAUUGUAAUUUACAACAAUUACUUAAGGAUAAUUUCUUUCAGGUGCUCAAGGUGAGAAAAUGUUGAAGCAAUUACAAAAUGUCCUCACGACAAUGGCCACAAAAAGGACAGCUUUAGCAAAUGCUGCAAAAACAACUGUACAGGACCAUGAAUUGAAGCAAUUAGUUUACCGAAAGUGCCUUCAAGCUCUUAUUUAUCCAAUAAGUGCAACAACUCCACACAAUUUCCAAAUGACCAACUUUCAAACUCCCACUUGGUGCUAUGAAUGUGAAGGUCUUUUGUGGGGUAUAGCACGGCAAGGUCUUCGCUGCACAGAAUGUGGUGUAAAAGUACACGAUAAAUGUCGAGAACUUUUAAGUGCCGAUUGUUUACAAAGAGCAGCUGAAAAGAGUAGCAAACAUGGGGAAGGGGAUAGAGCACAAAAUUUAAUUGCUGUAAUCCAUGAAAGAAUGAAAAUGCAGGAAAGAAACAAACCAGAAAUUUUUCAAAGAAUUCAAGAAGCUUUUGGAUAUAAUGAAAAUAUACAACAAGAAACAUUACGUGCAGUUAAAGGUUCUAUACUUGAAGGAAGUUCUAAAUGGAGUGCAAAAAUUCAACUUACUGUUAUUUGUGCAAAAGGCUUAAGUGGAAAAGAUAAAACGGGCAAAAGUGAUCCUUAUGUAACUGUGCAAGUUGGCAAAGUACGAAAGAGAACAAGAACAAUACAUCAAGAAUUGAAUCCAAUAUGGAAUGAAAAAUUUUCUUUUGAAUGUCACAAUUCUACUGAUCGAAUAAAAGUACGUGUUUGGGAUGAAGACAACGAUUUAAAAAGUAAAUUACGUCAAAAAUUGACUCGUGAAUCUGAUGAUUUUCUUGGUCAAACAAUUAUUGAAGUUCGGACAUUAUCUGGUGAAAUGGAUGUUUGGUAUAAUUUGGAAAAACGUACCGACAAAUCAGUUGUUAGCGGAGCAAUUCGUCUCUACAUAAAAGUAGACAUUAAAGGAGAAGAAAGAUUAGCACCAUAUCAUUCACAAUAUACUUGUUUACAUGAACAUUUAUUUUUGCAUCAAUAUAAGGAAGACGAUGUUCAAUUACCACAACAACAACAACUAGCAGCUGAUGAGGCUUGGCGAAUAUAUUUUGAUGAAGUUGGGCAAAUGAUUGUUGAUGAAUUUACAAUGCGUUAUGGAAUUGAACAAAUAUAUCAAGCAAUGACUCAUUUUGCCUGUCUUUGUACUAAAUAUAUGUGUGUUGGUGUUCCCGCGGCUUUAUCUACAUUAUUAGCAAAUAUUAAUGCCCAUUAUGCACAUGCAACUGCUACUGCUGCUGUUUCUGCUCCCGAUCGCUUUAAUGCAACAAACUUUGGAAAGGAUCGAUUUGUCAAAUUGCUGGAUCAACUACACAAUUCUUUGCGUAUUGAUUUGGGAAUGUAUAGGGUGGGUGAUUUUUUAAAAAGAAAUAAAAAUAUUCUUGGUCUCAUCUAA
Molecule: messenger RNA, 1569 nt
Organism: Meloidogyne enterolobii
Lineage: Eukaryota; Metazoa; Nematoda; Chromadorea; Rhabditida; Meloidogynidae
Source: the annotation of a GenBank genome assembly